AUGAUCGCCGAUAGCAUUCAAGAUAGUUUGCCUCACAAGAAUUGCAGACUUUGGCUAAAGAAAUCUCUGGCGAAAAUCAAGGAGUUUGCAGGAGAUCGUAAAGAAUGCUUGGUACCAAGAUUAACAAAAUUGAGAAAUUAUGAUGUGGAACUUAGGGUUGAAGAUUUCCCAGGAUGGCUUGACAAUAAAUUAAACUUAGGUGAAGAUUACAAGGUCUUAGAUGUUCACACAUCUACAAAGAAAGAAACAACAUUAGAAAAAGCUCGUACUGUAUUACGGGGUGGAUUUGAUAUUUCGAUUGGCCCAAGUCGAACAGGAUGUGUCUAUUUAAAAACAAAAAAACCAAACCAAGUAUUAAAUGAAUCUCAAGCUAAAGGAGAAUUAUUUAUUGCAAAUGAUGCAAAAGGACCAUUUUCUAAAAAGGCAAAGUUCAUGGAAGAAGUUAAAUUUUGUGACGAGAGAAUGUUAGAUAUAAUACCAGAAAUGUCAGAUGAUGAAUUAAGUCGUAUGAAGUUAGGUGGGGAUUAA
This is a messenger RNA of Funneliformis geosporum, 528 nucleotides long. The record is from the annotation of a GenBank genome assembly. NCBI's taxonomy places the organism in Eukaryota, Fungi, Glomeromycota, Glomeromycetes, Glomerales, Glomeraceae.